AAACUAGUAAAAAGAAAGAAAGACAGAAAAAUCAACACAACACUGAACUACUCCCAAGAGACCAUUCUACAGCCUCUAUUCUCAGUCAGUUCCUCAUGCUCCGCUUACUUUCUCUCUCUUCAACUUCUAUUUCUUUUCAAACACUGAAAUCGUGUUUCUCGUUUCGCCAUACUCAUUUCCUUCAAACCCAAACCCUAACCAUUUCUCCCCCGCCACUUCUAUGACCCUUCCUCCGAAGCUUCGAGGGUAUUGCACCUGGUGAUUUUAUGGAGUUUUUUCUUCGGCAUCUUAUGUAUGGCGUUCCUGUGGUUAUAGGCGAAAACUGGGGUUGCAGGACUUUUGGUUAAAUAUUAAUUUAGAGUGUUUAGUUUGGGAUCCACUUGGUAAGCUGCAAUCUUACAGGUGAAUUAUGUCUCAGCAGCAAAACCAAAACCUACCUGCGGUUUCGCAAUCUCUGCUACAACAAACGGUUUCUGGAGCUGAUGUUAAACCCUUCUCAAUAAGACAGUAUGUAAUUGCUUCUCGUCACAUAAAUAUCCUUCAUAACUGGCCAUUUCAUGAGAAGCACUUGCAAUUGUGUCUUAACCAUGGUCUCAAGGAGGUGUUGCCACCAUUUGGACGCCAAACUUCACCUGCUGAAUCACUCCAAGGUUGUUCCAACUUGAUGCAAUCACUAGAUGAUAAUGAUAAUAAAGAAGCUGAUUUUUGCAAAGCUGAAGUGCCACAUCUCAUUGAUGAUGACCACCCACAAAGUACUAACAAUGAGUGUGUCUACAAAGUCACCAACCACACUUCAGCACAUGAAGAGGCAAGUCACUCAAAUCAGCUUAACUGCAGCAUUUCUGACAAUUUAUCUCAACCAGCAGCAAACACAUGUACCCUCCCAAGUUCAACUCAUGCUAGUAAGAGUUUGCCAUCAUCCAAGGCAGUGAAAGAUAAACGCAAAAGGCGUAAAUGGAGAUGUAAGAAACGCUCAAUGGUGGAUAUUUUAGCUGUGGCACGGCACACUACAUUAGAGGAGAUCCAUAGGAUGAACAAGUUUUAUUAUGCUGAAACUGUGAUUAAAGGAUGUCAGCAAACGGUGCCUCAUGAAAAUAUUUCCAGGUCUGAGGUAGUGGGUUUGGAUUCAUGUAGAAAAGCUGGGAGUGAAGAUCAUGGUGUAGCUAAUGUUGAUAUGACACCAAAGGGGCCAUUGCUUCUUAAGUUCAAGCUCAAUGGAUGUAAUGUAAAUAGGAAUUUCAAAUUAAGCAUAAAUUGAUUCUGUUCAAUUUUAUUCUCUGUUAUUAUUAUUCUUUCUAGAAUUUCCUCUGAUACUGUCGGAUAGGAAGCAUUAAGGAUGGAUAUACAUAUAUACAUAUAUCUCCCUUAAGGUGUGUCCUAGCAUGCUUCAAUUCCUUCCAUCAGUAUUCAUUAUGCUUAAUUUAGGAGAGAAAUUCUUACAUUGCUGCUCAA
Molecule: messenger RNA, 1452 nt
Organism: Glycine soja
Lineage: Eukaryota; Viridiplantae; Streptophyta; Magnoliopsida; Fabales; Fabaceae
Exons: 3
Coding region: 410-1258 (282 amino acids)
Source: RefSeq, a predicted model, not a curated record